Molecule: messenger RNA, 2236 nt
Organism: Maniola jurtina (meadow brown)
Lineage: Eukaryota; Metazoa; Arthropoda; Insecta; Lepidoptera; Nymphalidae
Product: cilia- and flagella-associated protein 157
Exons: 1
Coding region: 211-2115 (634 amino acids)
Cellular component (GO): cilium; ciliary basal body
Molecular function (GO): microtubule binding
Source: RefSeq, a predicted model, not a curated record
UUAAUACGUACUCCGUCGUUCAAUAUUUUAGUUUGUUAUGGCCAUAGUUAUAGCUUGUUAUCUAUGGUUGUCAAGAUGACCGUAUCUUAGCAACUGUUUAAUCAAUAUUUCAUUGUCAAUAUUCGCGGUGAUUGCCACAAGUAUUUUUAACUAUUUUAAUUAUAUUGUCGUUUAUAGAGUUUAUAGAUUAUAUUAUUUUCUUAUUAAAAUAUGGCUCCAAAAAAAGACAAAAACAAACCGAAAGUUGAAGAUAAAACUGCUGCUGUUACAGAAGUUGAACGGACAUUCUUGGAACUGCAAAUUGCUGAAUGCAACAGGAAAAUUGCAAGACUUCGAACUGCUGUUGACGAGUACGAAGUGAGGAAUGAGGAGCUGCAAAAAGCUUAUGACAAACUCGAUGAAGAUAGAGCAGAUAUCAUUGCCUACUUAAAGAAGACCUUGAAUUUGAAAAACGAAGAAAAUGCCGAGUUAAAAGAAAAAGUUAAAGGUCUGGAAGAAACUCGGGAAAUAGAAACAGCACAGUUCAAAGAAACUGUAACAGAGUUAGAAAGGAAUUUCACGGUAAUGAAAGAUCAAUUGACGUCUGAAAACAAAUUAUUAGCAGGAAAACUCAAUACUUUGGAGGAGUUUAGAGCAAUUCGUGACGACUUAAUGAGAAAAUUUGACAAACAAGAACAGGCCUUUAAAGAUCAAGAAAUGAAAUACAAAAGAAUAAUAUAUGAUGCUGAAAAGAAGUUUGUGAUCGGUAAAGAUAAAUUAAAAAAAGAAAUGGAAGGUCGUCUACUACAAUUAGCUCAGGAUUUUCAAGAUGCAACGGAAUUGAGAAUAGCAGCAUCUACGCAUCGAGUUAUUAGAGAAAACAUUGCAAUUAAUAAUGAAUUGGAUAGUAUUUUGGCUACACAAGCAAAGUUAGCUGAUCAAAAUGAAAAAUAUAAAGAAAGUGAAAGAGUCGCAAAGAUCGCUAUGGAGCUGGCUGAAGAAGAAAGAGAUAAAGCCAUUAAUAAGAAUGUUGUGCAACUCAAGGUUAUUGAUCAGUUAACUGCAGCGUUCCAAAAUAUUAGAAAAGAAAAAGGUUUAUUUGAAAAGAAAAACUAUGAUUUUGAUAUCCAACAAGCCAAAAUUCAAAAACUAGUUAAGGAAAAUGAAAACCUCACUUUGCAAGUACGUAUACUAGAACAAAAUCUACAUGCUCGGAUGUGUGAUCAAAAUAAGGCUUCAAUGGAAGCGACAAAAGUAUUCAAAGAGUGUGCAAAACUAAAGAAAAUAUUACGAGAAGCUGGAAUUGCAGUACAAGCAGCGUUGAAGCUUGACGAGUGGGCCAGCAAAGAUCCUACUAAAGAAAUAAUGGAUAGACAAGCGUUAUUAUCACGUUUGCUUGAUAUAAUUACUCAAUAUCAUGACAUACAACAAGCUGAGUCUAUCGAUACUUUGGCUUCCCUUGGUAGAGUGUACGAAGAAGGUGAUCUUGGCUUUAUACCAAAGACAACGAAAAGAAAGUCAAUAUCUCCUUCUAUAUCGACCAUAUCCAAGGAAACUGUAAAAGCAGAAAAACGAGUAUCAGAAGUUUCAAUGAGCUCAUCGUCCCUUGAGAGUAUUAAAACCAUUCCAAGUAUUAGACUCGUUCCUCCAUCUACUGAACAUCCAGUAACCGAAAAGGAGAGCAUAGCAUCGUUUGUGACAUCAACUAAAUCUAGUGUCAGUUCGAGUGAGACUGAAAUACAAGAAGUACCUGAAAGUGAAAUGAGUAUUAGGCAAAAAUUAGAGGCCAGUAGAUUGGAGAUUCAAAAGUCUAUACUAAAAGAUCUUCAGUAUUCCCAAAUGGCAUUAGAAUCACAGGCAAAGAUGGCCAGCAAAAUUCAUGUUUCCAAAUCUGUAAUAAUAGAAGAGCCUGUUGAAGUUGUUGGAGGGGAACAAAAAGAAGAUGAAGUAGAAGGACAACAGAAAGAAGAUGAAGUAGAAGGAGAACGGAAAGAAGAUAAAGUAGAAGGAGAACAGAAAGAAAGCGAAGUAGAGGGUGAACAGACAGAAGGAUCAAAACUAGAUGAACAGGCUGAGACAAAGGAGAAAGAAGAAAUAGAAGAUGCUGAUAAAAUCCAAGAGUCUACUGAGAGCUAGUUUUAUAAAGAGAGUUUACUUAUCUUUUUUUUAAUCACUUGAUUCGUAAUCAUGUAAUAUUUAUCAAUACAAAUGUAUUUUUUAUCGGUGGUGUUUGAAUUGAAUGUAACUUUUUUAAAUA